GUUCUCCCACGUGACGCAGCCGGGGCGUGGGAGGGAUGUGCUGGGGCGGGAGGGAGGAGUGAGAGCGAGACAGACGUCGUUCGGGCACAUGACACAUCAUGUGACACGACCCGGAAGUUCGCGACACGCCUUGGGCACGGGUGGCCUCUAAGCUGCAUCAGGAUGUUCUCGGCGGGCGCGGAGAGUCUGCUGCACCAGGCCAGGGAGAUACAGGAUGAGGAACUGCAGCGAUUCUGCACCCGGGUCACUAAGCUGCUGCAGGAACCCCCUGGGCCAGCCACCAUGGAUGCCCUGCAGAGGCUCUCGCUCAUUGUCUCAGCCACCAAGUACCCCCGGAGGCUGGAGAAGAUGUGUCUGGACCUGUUGCAGACCACCCUCUGUUUGCCCACAAGCCCCGAGCAGCUUCAGGGCCUCUGUGCCGCUAUCUUGAGAGAGAUGUCACCUUUUGAUGACCUGGCCCUGUCCUGUGAUCACACCCAAAACACCCGUCAGCUCAGCCUCGUGGCCUCUUUGCUGUUGGCCCAGGGAGACAGAAAAGGAGAGAUCAGAUGUGUGAGCCAGCGCAUCUUCAAGAUCCUUGAGAACCGGCAGCCCGAGGGCCCCAGUGUCAGGCACCUCCUCCCUGUCCUGUCCAAGGUCAUUGGCCUGGCCCCAGGCACCCUCAUGGAAGACCAGACCAACCUGCUCAGCAAAAGGCUAGUGGACUGGCUGCGCUACGCCAGCAUCCAGCAAGGGCUCCCGUACUCAGGGGGCUUCUUCUCUACACCCAGGACCCGGCAGCCAGGUCCCAUCACUGAGGUGGAUGGAGCAGUGGCUUCUGACUUCUUCACGGUACUCUCCACGGGCCAGCACUUCACAGAGGACCAGUGGCUGAACGUGCAGGCCUUCUCUAUGCUUCGGAAGUGGCUGCUGCACAGUGGCCCUGAGGACCCAGGCAGUCCAGAUGCAGAUGACAAGUCGGAGCUGGAGGGAUCCACCUUGUCUGUGCUGUCCGCCACCUCCACUGCCAGCCGCCUGCUGCCCCCUCGGGAGCGGCUGAGGGAGGUGGCCUUCGAGUACUGCCAGCGCCUGUUGGAACAGAGUAACCGGAGAGCCUUGAGGAAGGGAGACUCCGACCUACAGAAAGCUUGCCUGGUGGAAGCUGUGUUGGUGCUGGACGUGCUGUGCCGGCAGGACCCCUCCUUCCUUUUCCGCACCCUCUCCUGUCUGAAGGCCCUGCAUAGGAGGCUGGGUGAAGACCCUGGCAGCGAGCGGGCACUGGUGCCCCUUGCUCAGUUCUUCCUGAACCAUGGGGAGGCAGCCGCCAUGGAUGCAGAAGCCAUCUACCAGCACCUGCUCAGCAGACUCCCUUCUGAGCGCUUCUACAGCCCGACCCUUGCCUUCGAGGUCAUACACUUCUGCACACACAACCUGGCUCUGUUUGACCCCCACUUCCUCAGCCUUCUCAGGUUGAACUUCCCUAGUCUGUUCAAGUUCCUGGCUUGGAACAGCCCUCCCCUCACAGCCGAGUUCGUGGUACUCCUGCCAGCUCUGGUGGAUGCUGGCACGGCCGUGGAGAUGUUACACGCACUGCUUGACCUGCCCUGCCUGACUGCUGCCCUGGACCUACAGCUCAGGUUCACACAGACCCCAUCAGAAAGGCCACUUUGGGACGUCUCCCUCAAGAUUCCUAGCUGCCUGGAGGCCUUCCGGGACCCACAGCUCCAAGGACUCUUCCGCCACCUGCUUCGUACCAAGGCCAGCCGCUCCACAGAGAGACUGAUGCCACUUCACCAGCUGCUGAAGCCCAUGGCCAGCUGUGCCCGGGUAACCCAGUGUGCAGAGGCAGUACCCAUCCUGCUUCAGGCCUUCUUCUCAGCGGUGACCCAGUUUGCUGACGGGGCCCUGAUCAACCAGCUGGCGCUGCUGCUCCUGGACAGAAGUGACUCCCUCUACCAGGUCCCUCGGUAUGAGGCCCGUGUGCACAGGGUGCUGAGCUCCCAGCUCCUGGUACUGUGUAAGCUGAAGCCGUCGCUGGUGGUGGAGCUGUCCCGAGAGCUUCUCGAGUUUGUGGGGAGCGUGAGCAGCAUCUGCAGCCGAGCCAGCAUGUUCACCUGUGUGGUGUGGGCCAUUGGCGAGUACCUGUCGGUGACCUGUGACAAGAGGUGCACAGUGGAGCAGAUCAACAGGUUCUUUGAAGCCCUGGAGGCCCUGCUGUUCGAAGUCACCCAGUCCCGUCCCUCGGCCGACCUGCCCUGCUGUCCCCCACAGGUGGUCACUGCACUCAUGACCACGCUGACCAAGCUGGCCUCCCGGAGCCAAGACCUGAUCCCAAGGGUGUCACUGUUCCUGUCAAAAAUUCGGACCCUGGCCCAGAACCCAGCCACCAGCUCUGUGCACAGUGAGGAGGACGCAGAAGCCAUCCGUACCCGGGCCACAGAGCUACUGGCUCUCCUGAAGAUGCCCAGUGUGGCCCAGUUUGUGUUCACACCCACUGCAGGCGUGUGCCAGCCCCGCUACCACCGAGACACCAACACGGCCCUGCCCCUGGCCCUGCGCACCGUCAGCCGGCUGGUGGAGAAGGAGGCUGGCCUCUUGCCAGGUUGAAGGGACAGUCACCACCUGAACACUGGCUACAGCUGAAGAGCCUGAGCGGUCAGCCUGAUGUCAGAGCUGAGCUGCAGGCUUGGGUGACUAGAGGGGGAGGAAGUGGACAUGGCCCUCAAAAUGACAUCACUAGCUCCUGGGGAUGAGUCAUCCAGCCUUGUCCCCAUGGCUGGCCGCACUCAGCCUUGAGCAGCUCAAAGAUGGCUGAGCACCGUUUCCUAGGCUGAGCAGAAGCGGCCUGGUCUGCUCACUGCUGUUAACUCAUUUCUGGAGUUAGGAGCAAGGAGCAGUACAGGAACAAUAAACUUCAUAAAAUUGCUUAUGCUGGGCAGUGGUGGUGCAGCCCUUUAAUCCCAGCACUGGGGAGGCAGAGGCAGGCGGAUCUCUGAGUUUGAGGCCAGCCUGGUCUACAGAGUGAGUUCCAGGACAGCCAGGGCUACACAGAGAAACCCUCAAAAAAUAAACAAUCAAAACUGUAUUUAUGUGUAGGUGCAUACACACACCACAGCACACACACGGAGAGCAGGAGACAACUUUGGAGAGUCCUCUUCUUCAUGGUGUCCUGGCCGAUUGUGUGGCUUGGUAACAACCACUUUUACCUACUGAGCCAUCUUGCCUGCCCCAAAUAAACCUUUAAAAUGCUAUGUACAGCUGAAAUCCUCAGACUGAGAGAUAACCAAGGAGCCUGAGCAUGGCCUGGAGCCCGGCUGUUGCCCUUCCCACCUUGCCCUGUGUAUAGGAAAAUCCCUGGUUCUCCUGUUUGGCUCCAGUGUCCUGGAUGUGACAGAAGUGACAUGCUCGGGAGUCGAGGCUGUAGCUCAGCCAGUGAAGUGUUACUCAGCAGGCACAAAGCCCAGCGUAACCCAGGCAUUGUAGUGCACACCUGCAAUCCCAGCACUCGGGAGGUGGAGGCAGGAGGGUCAGAAGUUGAAGGUCAUCCUUUGCUAUGCAGCAACCUGGAGGGCAGCCUGGGCUACAGAAGAAAUUGGGCCUGGAAGACGACUCAGCACAUAAAAGGCUUUACCACAUAAGCCUGAUGACCCACGUUUGGCCCUGGACCCCAGGUGUAGAGCCAGGUGCUGUGGUGUGUGCGCACCUGCGGAGACAGCGUCCUUUUAAAGCUCACAGGCCACUAGCCUGGGGUAUGCAGAGCAGCGGGAGAACAAGAUGGAAGGCAAGAACCAACUCCCAGAAGGCAUGCUAUGCCUUUUUAUGUGAAUAAGACGUUUUAAAAGCCAAAUAAAAUUCAAGUACUCAGGAGGAUGCAGUGUCCCCCGGGUACACCUGCAGUGA
Peromyscus maniculatus bairdii (prairie deer mouse) is the source of this 3879-nucleotide messenger RNA. It is a transcript of the gene Ap5z1, whose product is annotated as adaptor related protein complex 5 subunit zeta 1. Gene Ontology annotation, cellular component: AP-5 adaptor complex. The record is from RefSeq and is a predicted model, not a curated record. Lineage: Eukaryota; Metazoa; Chordata; Mammalia; Rodentia; Cricetidae.